AUGCAUUCAAUGAAAUAUAAAGAAUUGCAAAGAGAUUGUUUGCUUCGUGAAUAUGAAUCUCGGCAAAAGCAAGCAAGACAACUAGAAAAAAGCCUUUCAUCUUUAACAUGUUGCCUUGAAAAAGAUCUAUCAACAAUAGAUUAUUUAAAUUUAAAAAAAUUCUACUACGAUGUGGCAUGUCGAAUACAUUCGAACGUGAUGCCAGUACAUCAGAGGAAAUUGGAAAAAUUGAAUGGAGGUCCUAUUGGUCAAAAUUAUGAAGAAAUGAAAUCGAAAACAGUACACAAUGUAUCAUCAUACACUCUUUCUAGUACAGAAGAACGAUUGCUUUGUCGAGGUUGGGACUUUUGCAUAGAAAACAAAGUAAUUGAUUUUCUUGAAUUUGGAACUGAUGUUGAAUUAAACUCAUUGAGAAUUGAAUCAUCAUGUCAUAACUCAGUCUUUCGAUCAAUAUGUCGACAUAUGCAUAAUGCUUCACGACAACUAAUGAAGUCAUGUAGAAAGAAAAAAUUUAGUAAUCUAUCAGAUGAUGAAUUGAAAGCUUUAAAAUCAUUAAAAUCAAAUAAAAACAUAGUAAUUGUAAAAGCAGAUAAAGGCAACUCCAUCAUAAUAUUAGAUAAGGAAUCAUACAUAAAAAAAGCAGAAGAGAUAUUGAAAGGCAAUCAAUUUCAAGAGAUAACUAAUAAAAAUUAUCAUCAAGAACGUGAAAAUGAACUAAAUAAAUACAUCUAUUCAUUAUUGAAAGACGGAAUAAUAGAUCAGAAACUUCGGUUUCGACUUCAAUCAACAUGUUCCUCAUUAUCAGUAUUUUACGGACUUCCAAAAAUACACAAAACAGGAUAUCCUAUACGGCCAAUCAUAUCUACGAUAGGAAGUUUUCAAUACGAAUUAUCAAAAUAUCUAGCAAAAGCUAUUAAAGAUUCUAGUCCUCAAGCUGAUUCAGAUAUAAAAGAUUCCUUUGAAUUUGUUAAAAAAAUCAAAAAUACAAUAUUAAGUCAAGAAAAGUCCUAUAUUAUAUGUAGUUUUGAUGUUGAGAGUCUUUAUACCAAUGUGCCAGUAGAGGAAGCUAUCAACGUCACAUUAGAUUUCAUAUUCAAAUUAAAACAGAAAAAUGCAAACAUCCCAUUUAGUAGAGAACAAAUGAAAAAACUCCUAGAACUAUCAGUGCGAGAUGCACCUUUCCGAUUUCAGAAUAAGAUCUAUAAGCAAAUUGAUGGUGUAGCGAUGGGUAGCCCUCUGACACCAAUUUUAGCAAAUCUAUGGCUACAAAAAAUUGAACAAAAGCUAAAUAAAUUCAGCAAAAACAGACCUGUAAUAUGGUUGAGAUAUGUAGAUGAUAUUUUUUGCCUGUUUGAUAUAUCUGAGAUAAAAGUAUUGGAAUUUCACUCAAAAAUAAAUAAAUGGCAUAAGAACCUAAAAUUUACAAUAGCAAUGGAACCUGAUAACACAAUUCCUUUUCUUGAUGUAUUAGUCACAAUUGAUGAUGUUCAUAACCAACUAACCACCUCACUCUACCGGAAACCAACACACACAGGACUUUAUCUGCUUUGGGAUAGUAGUCAGAGUCGAAGAUACAAGAUAGGUCUAAUAAAAACAUUGGUGAUACGAAUAUAUAGGAUUUGUUCAACGAAAGAAAUCAUACAGAAAGAGAUAAAUCAACUAAAAGAAACACUAGAAAACAAUGGAUAUCCACAACAUAUAACCAAAAGAGGAAUUUCAGAGGGUGAAAUAAUAAUUCGAAAAGAAACAAAAGCACAAAUAAAAGCAAUAAAUAAAAAUGCUAACAACAACAUCAUUUACUUCACUAUAGCGUAUUACGGACAAGAAUCUCUAGUCUUUGCAGCAAGAGUAAAGCGAAUCUGCAAAAAGCUUGCACCUAAUUUAAAUAUUCAAUUUGCUUUCAGAAAACAUCUAAGCCUAAAAAGAAUAUUCUUGCCAAUUCUAAAAGGAAAGGAUGAAUCAAAAGAAAAGAAAAACCUAAUAUACUCAAUACCAUGUUCUAAUUGUGAAAAAGUAUAUAUAGGUGAAACAAGUCGGAUGAGAGAAACUAGAAUGGCUGAACAUCGGUCAAAAAUAAAAACACUUGCAUCUGACUCAAAACUAGUUGAACAUAUAGAACAACAUAAACAUAAGUUUGACUUCUCAAAAGUUGAGACACUUGCUCGUGAGACAGAUUGGAGGAAAAGAACCAUCAAAGAAAGUAUUCUCACGAACAAAGCAUGUGGUAAUGCCAUAAAUGACACCAAACAUAUACUACGUGUUGUUAGCUAA
This is a messenger RNA of Rotaria socialis, 2271 nucleotides long. NCBI's taxonomy places the organism in Eukaryota, Metazoa, Rotifera, Eurotatoria, Philodinida, Philodinidae. The record is from the annotation of a GenBank genome assembly.